CUGGGUGACCAAGAUGCAAAGUAUAUCUAGUCCAGUCAUUAAAAUCUCAUAUAUGCUAUAUUGCCAAAAGUAUUGGGACACCCCUCCAAAUCAUUGGAUUCAGGUGUUCCAAUCACCUCCAUGGCCACAGAUGUAUAAAAUCAAGAACCUAGGCAUGAAGACUGCUUCUACAAAGAUUUGUGAAAGAACGGGUCACUCUCAGGAGCUCAGUGAAUUCAAAUGUGGUACCAUGAUAGGUUGCCACCUGUGCAAUAAGUCCAUCCAUGACAUUUCCUUACUUAAUAUUCCACGGUCAACUGUUAGUGGUAUUAUAACAAAAUGGAAGCAACUGGGAACAGCAGCAACUCAGCCGCAAAGUGGUAGGCCAUGUAAAAUGACGGAGCGGGGUCAGCGCAUGCUGAAGCGCACAAUGUGCAGAAGUCACCAACUGUUUGCA
Messenger RNA from Staurois parvus, 436 nucleotides. The record is from the annotation of a GenBank genome assembly. NCBI's taxonomy places the organism in Eukaryota, Metazoa, Chordata, Amphibia, Anura, Ranidae.